This is a messenger RNA of Penaeus indicus, 447 nucleotides long. RefSeq lists its product as uncharacterized. The transcript has a single exon. The coding region runs from base 1 to 447 and encodes 148 amino acids. Lineage: Eukaryota; Metazoa; Arthropoda; Malacostraca; Decapoda; Penaeidae. The record is from RefSeq and is a predicted model, not a curated record.
AUGGAGUAUUCGCCGCUCGCCUGGCUGUCUUACCCGCCAACUCAUCUUGCCUUCCUGGACACCGUUCAGAACAGAGCCCAGCGGCUAGUGGAACGGAAGACGCCCGUAAAUGAGCCGCCACCACAUUUUCAGUCCCUUCAACAUUGGAGAGAUGUAGCUGGCCUUUGCGUCUUCUACAAGAUACAUAAAGAAAAUAGUUCCCCGCUGACAUCGCUACGACUUCCACCAGCAGACGCACCCACGUACGGGACAAGAAAUGCCAGUAAUCGAAUCCAAGAAGUCCAGGUUCUCUUCACGAGAACUGAGCUCUAUCUUCGCUCCUUCCUGCCUAAAUUUUCUAGAAUGUGGAACAUUUUAGCUCAGCAAACUAACCUGCUUUAUCUCGACACAUUACAGCUGUUCAAGUCAGCAGUGAAUGCUUGGAGAUUACAAUAUGAACCAGGCUAA